Lodderomyces pseudojiufengensis is the source of this 1986-nucleotide messenger RNA. Its product is annotated as syntaxin-binding protein. Gene Ontology annotation, cellular component: cytosol; Golgi membrane. The record is from RefSeq and is a predicted model, not a curated record. NCBI's taxonomy places the organism in Eukaryota, Fungi, Ascomycota, Pichiomycetes, Serinales, Debaryomycetaceae. Gene Ontology annotation, molecular function: syntaxin binding. Gene Ontology annotation, biological process: endoplasmic reticulum to Golgi vesicle-mediated transport; intracellular protein transport. The coding region runs from base 1 to 1986 and encodes 661 amino acids. The transcript has a single exon.
AUGUCGUUGGAAGCCUACAGUCUAAGAGAUAAACAAAUUUCUCAAUUAGAGAGAAUGCUACAUUUAAAUAAAGAUGGUUCACCAGAUUUAACAUUAGCUUCAAAAUCAGAAGAAAUUAUAUGGAAAGUUUUAAUACUAGAUGAGAAAUCAAGACAAGUCCUUUCAUCAGUAUUAAGAGUCAAUGAUUUAUUAAGAUGUGGAAUAACUGUUCAUUCAUUAAUUAAUUCAAAAAGAUCAAAUUUACCUGAUGCACCAGCAAUAUAUUUUAUUGAACCAACUAUACAAAAUAUAAAUAUUAUAAUACAAGAUAUUGAAAAUGAUAAAUAUGAAUUUUAUUAUAUAAAUUUUACAUCAAAUAUAUCAAGAGAUUUGUUAGAAGAAUUUGCUAAAAAAAUUGCUUUACUGGGUAAAACAAAUAGAAUAAAACAAGUAUGGGAUCAAUAUCUUGAUUUUAUAGUUACUGAACCAAAUUUAUUUUCAUUAAAUAUGAAUGAAAUUUUUACAGUUUUUAAUACUUCUACAACUCAAGAAGAUACAAUACAUCAAUUAGUUGGUAAAAUAGCAGAUGGUUUAUUAUCUUUAAUUAUAACGUUAAAUGUUAUACCUAUAAUACGAGCUCAACAACAUGGACCAGCUGAAUAUGUUGCUCAAGAAUUAGAUUUAAAAUUAAGAGAAUAUAUUACUAAUUCUAAACUGUUGGGACAAUUGGAUUCAUCUUCAAAUAUAUCAUUACAAAGACCAGUAUUGAUACUAUUAGAUAGGAAUUUUGAUUUAGGAUCAAUGUUUGCUCAUUCUUGGAUAUAUCAAUGUAUGGUAAGUGAUGUUUUUCAAUUAAAAAGAAAUACUAUAAAAUUAAUUAAACCAGGUAAAGAUGAAAAUUCACCCUCCGUAACAAAAAAUUAUGAUAUUGAUCCUCGUGAUUUUUUUUGGAAUAAAUAUUCACAAUUACCAUUUCCUGAUGUUGUUGAAAAUGCAGAUGUUGAAUUAAAUUCAUAUAAACAAGAUGCAAAAGAAAUAACAAAUAAAACUGGAAUUAGUUCAUUAGAUGAUAUUGACCCCAAUGCUAAUGCAACUGCAAAUAUUCAACAAGCAGUUGAAAAAUUACCUGAAUUAACUCAAAGAAAAACUACAUUAGAUAUGCAUAUGGAUAUAUUAUCAAGUUUAAUUAAUGAAUUACAAGCUAAAAAUUUAGAUACAUUUUUUGAAAUUGAACAGAAUUCAAAUGAUCCAAAAUCACUUAAAGAAUUUCAAAAUGUAAUUGAUGAUACAUCAAAAAUUGAUAAUUCAUUAGAUAAAUUAAGAACCUUUAUAAUAUUAAUUUUAGUAAAUGAUUUAAGUAAUGAUUAUGUUAAGAAUUUAAAAUCACAAUUAAUUUUAAAAUAUCCAGAUUUAAAUAUAUCAGCAUUAGAAUAUAUUUUAAAAUUUAAAGAAAAUUCAAAAUUAUCAAAUUUAUCUAAUUUAGGUAAUGAUAAUGAUAACAAUCAUUUAAAUUCAAAUCAUAAUCAACAACAAGCAUCUGCUUUAUUAAGUGGAUUAUCAUCAAAAUUAUAUGGAUUAACAGAAGGUAAAAUUUCAGAAGGUUUGAGUUCAAUUGCAUCAAAAAUAAAAAAUUUUAUACCUGCUAAAAAAUUAUUACCAAUAACAAAUAUUGUAGAAUCAAUAAUGGAUCCAACUAAUUCUUCAAAUCAAUCAUCAAUACAAUUAACUGAUGAUUAUUUAUAUUUUGAUCCAAAAUCAAGAGGUGGUGGUCAUUCAAAACCUCCAAAAAGACAAAGUUAUUCAAAUUCAAUUGUUUUUGUUGUGGGUGGUGGGAAUUAUUUAGAAUAUCAAAAUUUACAAGAAUGGAGUAAUAAUUAUAAUUUUAAUAAUCAUGGUAAUGAUUUAAAUAAAACUAAUGAUGGAUCUGGUAAAAAUGUAAUAUAUGGAUCUACUAAUAUUUUAUCACCAUUAGAAUUUUUAAAAGAGUGUGAAAAUUUAAAUAACUAA